Aureobasidium namibiae CBS 147.97 is the source of this 903-nucleotide messenger RNA. RefSeq names its product carbon-nitrogen hydrolase. The record is from RefSeq and is a predicted model, not a curated record. NCBI's taxonomy places the organism in Eukaryota, Fungi, Ascomycota, Dothideomycetes, Dothideales, Saccotheciaceae. The transcript is spliced from 3 exons. Bases 1 to 903 code for a protein of 300 amino acids. Gene Ontology annotation, biological process: protein catabolic process. Gene Ontology annotation, molecular function: protein-N-terminal asparagine amidohydrolase activity; protein-N-terminal glutamine amidohydrolase activity.
AUGAGAGUUGGAUGUCUUCAAUUCGCACCCAAGCUGGGCGAGGUGCAUGGGAAUAUCCGCAAGGCAGACUCUCUGCUGCAGGAUACCUUGUCUUCUGACCUCGAUCUUCUAGUCUUGCCAGAGAUGGCAUUUUCGGGUUACAACUUUCCCAAUCUAGAAGCCAUCCAACCGUUUCUGGAGCCUACAAACAAUGGCCCUUCAGCAGAGUGGGCAAAACGUACAGCUGCAAGGUUGAACUGUGUAGUUGCCGUCGGAUAUCCAGAAAUCACACCGGAGGGUAAACGUUACAACACGGUAGUCAGCAUUUCACCAGACGGCAAAGUAGCAGCCAGCUAUAGGAAAACCUUCCUCUACUACACAGACGAGACAUGGGCAUCCGAAGGCGACACUGGCUUCUACAACGGCACACUCGGUUCACUCGGUCAAGCCUGCAUGGGCAUUUGUAUGGACAUCAACCCUCGACGCUUCGAAGCUCCUUGGUCAGCAUAUGAGUUCGCAAACCACUGUGUGGAUUCGGGUACGCCUUUGGUCGUCUUGUCCAUGGCUUGGUUGACCAGACUGCUGCCUCAGCAAUUGCUAGAAACUAGCUUGCAACCGGACCUCGAGACUCUGAGUUACUGGUUGGAAAGAUUCGUGCCAGUGGUGCAGAGCGAGAGAGAAGGAGGGAUUGUGGUAGUGAUGGCCAACAGAUGUGGCACUGAGCCUGGCAUGGUAGCAGGUGUCAGUCAGGGUGUUGAUGACGAGGGUCACGAAGUUGUGGGGUAUGCUGGAACGAGCUGUGUGAUGGUGGUCGAACAAGGAGAAGUCAGAAUCUUUGACAUCUUAGGCAAGGCAGAGGAAAGAUUGCUCAAGAUUGAUACUACCGAGCCUCCUCAAUUCGCACUGCGCGCCAAAGUGUCGUGA